CCGGCGAAAAGCUCGCCUUUGUACGCAUCUUUCACCCGGGAAAGCCUAGCUACACGCGCGCCCCGGCCGCCACUACCGUCGCCAGAGGUUCGCCACCGCACCAUGGCUCUGCUUCCGGGAAGCUUCUUCUUCGGUCCAUAGAUAUCUUCCAGCCUGCCAUGCAUCCGCCGGCCACCACCACGUACGCCGGCGCGCCUCCCGAUGCAUUUACGCCGGGCACUCCCUAGCUAUGCCCAUCUCCAGCUCCAUCAUCGUCAUCAUCAUCUCCAUGAUCUCCAUGCACGCACAGCUUUGCCGCUUUCUGACAAAAUUCCCCGCCCUUUUUGUCGAGGGGCGCUGAAAGAGAGGAGGACGCGGGAGGAAAGCUCGAAAGCCCCGGGUGGGUGGGCGUGCCCGAGCCGAAUCUUGGCAUUUCUAGGGAUUCUGAUGCCGCCGCUUUACGGUCUUUUGCUCUUGCCGGCCGAGAGGAGCGUGUCCUUGACGAGACCGACCCGCCACCACCCUCCCUCCUCUUCCCCUUCCCUGUGGCCUGUGGGGGUGAAAGAGGGGAGAGAAGCUUCGGCGCUGCUUCCUCUGCUCAUUGCCGCCGCUAUUUAUAGCCGACGUAUUACGUAGUCACACUCACUAGUCACUGCAGAGCCAGCUCACUGACCUACGCCGGCCACCUCAGGUGAACCUAGUGAAGUGAGUGUGCAUUGCAGCGGUACGAAUUCGGGAUGGAUUUGAAGAGGGUGUUGGACGUGGUGGAGGAGGAGGUGGUGGACGGCGACGAGGAGGAGCUCGCCUCCCCAGACGCCAAGCGCCGCAGAACGCUUCUCCAUAGCAGCUCGAUGCAGGAGGCCAUUGGCGCGCAGUAUAUGCAGAAACAUCUGCCCAAGCUCGAACCGUUUCUGCGCAGAGUUGUGCAAGAAGAGGUGCACAAUGUCCUUAUCCGACACAUUGAUUCGGCAAACAGGCUUCCCCUGCAACUGAAGACCAACAGUAAAAGAUACAAGCUGCAGUUCCAGGGCAACCUGCCUCAGACCCUUUUCACCGGCAACAGGGUGGAAGCAGAGAACAAGCAGCCACUUCGAAUCUUUCUCACCGACGCCGCCAGCAACCAGCCGAUCACCUCCGGCCCCUUGUCCUCCAUGAAGGUCGAGCUCCUUGUCCUCGACGGCGAUUUCAACGCCGACGAGCGCCUUGAGCACACCGAGAAGGAGUUCAGCGAAAGCAUAGUCUUCGAGAGGGAAGGCAAGAGGCCGCUGCUGUCCGGUGAGGUGAUCAUUGUGCUUGAGAAAGGUGUUGCGUCUGUCCGCGACAUCUCCUUCACGGAUAACUCCAGCUGGAUAAGGAGCAGGAAGUUCAGGCUCGGCGCUAGGAUGUCUCGGGCGAGCUCCAUCGAGGAGCGAGUGCAGGAGGCUGUGAGCAACCCUUUCCUGGUGAAAGAUCACCGUGGUGAAGUUUACAAGAAGCAUCACCCUCCUGCGUUAGCUGACGAUGUGUGGCGUCUGGAGAAGAUUGGGAAAGACGGUGUUUUUCACAAAAAGCUCGCUGACUAUGGAAUUCACACCGUUCAAGACUUCCUCAGGAACUUAGUCAUGGAUCAAUAUGGACUCCGCGGGUUACUCGGCAGUGGAAUGUCGAACAAAAUGUGGGAGUCGACCGUGGAGCAUGCCCGGGAAUGCGUCCUGGACGACAAGCUCUACUCCUACUGCAGCGGGCACGGAAUCAUUCUGCUGUUCAACUGCAUCCAUGAGAUCAUUGGGGUCGUAGUCGGGAGUCACUGCUUCUCCUUGAACGCUCUCAACGAAACGCAGAAGGCACUGGUGGUGAAGCUGCAGCAGGACGCUUACAAGUUCCCGAACCGCAUCGUGGAGUUCAAGGUGCAAUCCCAGUCUGCCGAGAAGUCGCCGACAGCGCAGGCCCCGCCGAUGCCAGGUCCAGCGAUCACACAGAACCCCGGCCUUCCUCAAGGUGUUCAUUGCUUACCAUCCAUCAGGGGAGCCAAACCCGCGGUAUCAUGGCCUGCUGAAACCACUGCCACUGAACGAGACCCUGGAGGAUGUUCUGCAGGCAACGACGGGCGCCAGCCACCACCAUCACCAACAUAGCGAGCCCUGGAUCACGAACAGCUUCGACGCCAGGGACCCAUUCGACAUGCUGCAGUUCAGUAGCUCGUCUCAGCCGUGCGGUAUGCUGCUCUCCAGCACCGGGGCUAGGUUGUGAUUGAUGGCAUCACGAGCUUUGACUGCUUCAGGCUGAUCUGAGCUCGGCUAACUGUCUGCUAACACUCACAGGUCGUUAUUUGUUUAGGGGGCGUGCGUGCAGAGAAGGAAAUAAGUAGGUAGCGUACUAGGAUUGGCAGGAAGUGAGAUCGUGUAUUUCGUUUUUGUUUUGUGACCUCUGAUAUUACUCUGGAGUUUCCUAAUGCUAUAGGAUCAGGAAGCUCCUGUGUGCAAAAUGUGCUUUUGUUCCGCACUAGUGCUUUCUGCUUAGACCUGUAAUCUUUCUCUGCUCACACAGGACAGUGAAAAGAAAUAAACCUGCGAUCUUUCUCUCCUCA
This is a messenger RNA of Lolium perenne, 2545 nucleotides long. Its product is annotated as calmodulin-binding protein 60 D. Gene Ontology annotation, cellular component: nucleus. Gene Ontology annotation, biological process: regulation of salicylic acid biosynthetic process. The record is from RefSeq and is a predicted model, not a curated record. NCBI's taxonomy places the organism in Eukaryota, Viridiplantae, Streptophyta, Magnoliopsida, Poales, Poaceae. Gene Ontology annotation, molecular function: calmodulin binding; sequence-specific DNA binding; DNA-binding transcription factor activity.